Caenorhabditis remanei is the source of this 216-nucleotide messenger RNA. RefSeq lists its product as uncharacterized. Lineage: Eukaryota; Metazoa; Nematoda; Chromadorea; Rhabditida; Rhabditidae. Bases 1 to 216 code for a protein of 71 amino acids. The transcript has a single exon. The record is from RefSeq and is a predicted model, not a curated record.
AUGGACUACAAAGACAACAUGGAAGUGAACAUCUUCGACUCGAGCAAGGAACGCAACUCUGCUGAAAACGUGUUCAAGAUCGGAAAGCCAAGUGAGAAAGAUAGAAAGAUUGCGGAGAAGGAAAAGGGAUGUUGUGAUAAGAAGAAGAUGGAGUGUCAUGAAGAUGAGCCGAUGGAUAAGAGAAGAGAGUCGGAUGUGAGAAAUAAGGAGAUGUGA